Anoplophora glabripennis (Asian longhorned beetle) is the source of this 3832-nucleotide messenger RNA. It is a transcript of the gene pea, whose product is annotated as ATP-dependent RNA helicase DHX8. Gene Ontology annotation, molecular function: ATP binding; RNA helicase activity; RNA binding. Gene Ontology annotation, biological process: mRNA splicing, via spliceosome; spliceosomal complex disassembly. Gene Ontology annotation, cellular component: intracellular anatomical structure; catalytic step 2 spliceosome. The transcript has 11 exons. The record is from RefSeq and is a predicted model, not a curated record. Lineage: Eukaryota; Metazoa; Arthropoda; Insecta; Coleoptera; Cerambycidae. The coding region runs from base 80 to 3754 and encodes 1224 amino acids.
UGUUAUUGGUCUGUGGUCUAAUACGUUUUUUGGCUGUUCAUUUUAAUUGUAUAGUUAGCAAUUACAAUAUUUCAGAAAAAUGAAUGAAGUAGAAAAAUUAGAGUACCUUUCAUUAGUUUCUAAAGUAUGUACCGAGCUGGAAAAUCAUUUAGGAAUGAACGAUAAAGAUUUAGCUGAAUUUAUAAUACACCUAUCGGAAAAAAAUAAUACACCCGACACAUUCAAAAAAGCACUAAUUGAAAAUGGAGCAGAAUUUUCAGACUCAUUUAUGUCCAAUCUGUUACGAAUUAUUCAGCACAUGAAACCAAAAAACAAAUCGGGUGAAGAUCAAAAAGUUCAGGAAAAGGAUAGUCUGGCUCAAAAAUUUCCAGGGUUAGCCAUUCCAGAUGAACCUCAAAAACCGUUAACUAAUUUUGAAUUGACGGAUGAAAAUGACGAGAAAAUGACUGAUACCGUCGCAGAUAUAAUGGCACAAUUUGAGGCACAUGCACCUUCCAGUAAAGAGAAGGAAAAACGAGAUUCUAGAAAGGAAGGAAGUCAAAGUCCACAGCGUAAAAAAGUUAAGAAAAGCACGAAAUCUCCAAGCAGAAGAAGGAGAUCAAGAAGUAGAUCUUACCAGAGAGACAGUAAAAGAAAUAGAUCUAGAUCUAAAGACAGGAGGAGCAGAAGGGAACGUGAGCAACGUGAUGGUCGCAAUAGAUCGAGACAUCGGCAAAGAUCCAGGGAGAGAUCAAGAAGUAGGUCAAGGGAUAAGAGAAAAGAUCACUUUAACAGGAGACAUAAUCCUGACAGAAAGAGAAGACAAAGACAGGAAUCCCGACAGACCCAUAACCAGAGACAUAAUCAUGACAGAGGCAGUCCAGAAUUGGAGGAGGAUCCGAUUACAGGAAAGAUUUACAUGGGCAAAGUGACAAAUAUUGUUCCGUUUGGAUGUUUUGUACAGUUAGAGGGACUAAGAAAAAAAUGGGAAGGUCUGGUGCAUAUCUCACAACUUCGAGCAGAAGGUAGAGUAACCAAUGUUUCAGAAGUUGUGUCUAGAGGAAGCAGAGUUAAGGUAAAAGUUCUUUCGGUAACGGGACAGAAGGUGUCGCUUACAAUGAAAGACGUGUGCCAGAUAACUGGAAAAGACUUGAACCCACUGUCCCACAUCCUGACAGAAAGAGAAGACAAAGACAGGAAUCCCGACAGACCCAUAACCAGUAGCACUUCCGUUCUCAGGUUGCCGGUAGGUACGGACGAGGGAGAAGAUGAUUCAAGGAAACGCGUGACGAGAAUAUCGAGCCCAGAAAGAUGGGAAAUAAAGCAGAUGAUCUCCUCGGGUUGUAUAGAUAAAAGCGAGUUGCCCGAUUUCGAUGAAGAAACCGGCCUUCUUCCGAAAGACGAAGAUGGCGGCGAGGCUGACAUUGAAAUAGAAUUGGUUGAAGAUGAACCACCUUUCUUGCAAGGUCACGGCCGGGCCCUCCACGAUUUGAGUCCCGUACGUAUUGUAAAGAAUCCCGACGGCUCCCUGGCCCAGGCAGCUAUGAUGCAAUCGGCUCUGGCUAAGGAAAGACGAGAACAAAAAAUGUUACAGAGAGAACAAGAGGUCGAUUCGCAGCCUUCGGGCAAAAACAAAAGUUGGAUAGACCCCUUGCCCGAGGAGGAGUACAAGAGCACCUCGGCGCGAGGAAUUGGACUGCAGUCGCAGGAUUUACCGGAAUGGAAGAAGCACGUCAUCGGCGGCAAGAAAUCGUCGUUCGGGAAAAAAACCAAUUUGAGCAUAAUAGAACAGAGGCAGUCCUUGCCCAUUUACAAAUUAAAAGAAGAGCUGCGCAAGGCGGUGACGGACAAUCAAAUUUUGAUAGUUAUCGGAGAAACCGGUUCCGGAAAAACGACCCAAAUCACCCAAUAUUUGGCAGAAGCGGGUUUUACCUCGAGGGGCAAGAUCGGCUGCACGCAGCCUCGUCGAGUGGCGGCGAUGUCGGUGGCGAAACGGGUGGCGGAAGAAUUCGGUUGCAGGUUGGGGCAGGAAGUGGGCUAUACCAUACGUUUCGAGGACUGCACCAGUCCCGAAACUAUAAUUAAAUACAUGACGGACGGCAUGUUGCUGAGAGAAUGCCUCAUGGAUUUGGAUCUUAAACAGUAUUCGGUUAUUAUGCUCGACGAGGCCCACGAACGCACGAUACACACCGACGUCUUGUUCGGCCUCCUAAAGCAGGCGGUUACGAAAAGAGCAGAGUUAAAACUGAUCGUAACGUCGGCCACCUUGGACGCCGUCAAGUUUUCUCAGUAUUUCUUCGAGGCUCCGAUCUUCACGAUACCGGGACGAACGUUUCCCGUGGAGGUGUUGUACACGAAAGAGCCGGAAACCGAUUACUUGGACGCCAGUCUGAUAACUGUGAUGCAGAUUCAUCUGAGGGAACCCCCGGGUGAUAUACUUUUGUUUUUGACCGGUCAGGAAGAGAUCGAUACGGCCUGCGAGAUAUUGUACGAAAGAAUGAAGUCUUUAGGUCCUGAUGUUCCCGAACUGAUUAUUUUGCCGGUGUAUUCGGCUUUACCUUCGGAAAUGCAAACGAGGAUAUUCGAACCGGCUCCCCCCGGCAGCCGUAAGGUGGUCAUCGCUACCAAUAUCGCCGAAACCUCCUUAACCAUCGAUGGCAUAUUUUACGUAGUUGAUCCUGGAUUUGUAAAACAGAAAGUAUACAACUCUAAGACCGGAAUGGAUUCCUUAGUAGUUACGCCAAUAUCCCAGGCCCAAGCCAAGCAAAGAGCCGGUCGCGCGGGGCGUACCGGUCCAGGGAAGUGUUAUAGGUUAUACACGGAGAGGGCGUAUAGGGACGAAAUGUUGCCGACGCCGGUACCCGAGAUUCAACGAACAAACCUGGCCACUACGGUGUUGCAAUUGAAGACCAUGGGUAUUAACGAUCUCUUGCACUUCGAUUUCAUGGACGCCCCUCCCGUUGAAUCUCUUAUUAUGGCCCUGGAACAGCUGCAUUCUCUGUCGGCUUUGGACGACGAAGGUUUGCUGACUAGACUAGGGAGGAGGAUGGCCGAAUUUCCAUUAGAGCCCAACCUUUCCAAGAUGCUCAUCAUGUCGGUGGCGCUGCAGUGUUCCGACGAAAUUCUCACGAUCGUCAGCAUGUUGUCCGUUCAAAACGUUUUCUACAGGCCGAAGGACAAGCAGGCGCUGGCCGACCAGAAGAAGGCGAAAUUCAACCAACCGGAGGGGGAUCACUUAACACUCCUGGCGGUGUACAACAGCUGGAAGAAUAACAAAUUUUCAAAUGCUUGGUGCUACGAGAACUUUGUGCAAAUAAGGACUCUGAAAAGGGCGCAGGAUGUGAGAAAGCAGCUGUUGGGGAUCAUGGACAGGCAUAAGCUGGACGUUGUCUCGGCGGAGAGGAACACGGUGAGGGUGCAAAAGGCCAUUUGUUCGGGUUUUUUCAGGAAUGCCGGUAAAAAAGAUCCGCAAGAAGGAUACCGGACGUUGGUCGAUAGUCAAGUGGUUUAUAUCCACCCGUCGAGUGCGCUGUUCAAUCGUCAGCCCGAGUGGGUAAUAUAUCACGAAUUGGUGCAAACCACGAAAGAAUAUAUGAGGGAAGUGACGACCAUAGACCCCAAGUGGUUGGUGGAGUUCGCGCCUGCGUUCUUCAAAUUUUCCGAUCCCACCAAGCUCAGCAAGUUUAAGAAGAACCAAAGGCUCGAACCUUUGUAUAACAAGUACGAAGAACCCAAUGCUUGGAGAAUUUCUAGAGUCAGAAGGAGGAGAAAUUAAUGUGUUCCUCUCAAGAGCUUUGUAAAUAGUGUUAUAGUGUAAGUAUAGAACAAUAAAUGUACAGAUUUUAAGUAUUUA